AUAGCUGUGCCUGCCUGGUUUGAAAGAAGAGUGGGUGGACUUCACGAGGGAGGGUGAAUGAACCAGGGAAAUAAGGGAGUGAGUGCAAAACAGCAGUGGUCCGCAACGAUUCGGCCUCAUAAUCCAUCGCAAACUAACCCGCCUCCAUCAUCAUUCGAAACAGACCGCCGGUACAAGACCAUCCCAGACCAUAGAGUGAGGGAUUGGGAACUGAGAUUGUAAUUGAGAAUCCCUUUUUCGUCAUGGCAGGAGUCGGAGGUGGGAGCAGCGAUGGGCAGUGGUGCUUCUCUCAAGUGAAAGGGGCCAUCGACGAUGACGUUGCAGAAGCUGACAUCAUUUCUACUGUGGAGUUCAACCACUCUGGGGAGUUGCUAGCCACGGGAGAUAAAGGCGGUCGGGUUGUCAUCUUUCAGCAGGAAAUAGAGAACAAGAGCCAGCCGCAGUGUCGUAGUGAGUACAAUGUUUACAGCACGUUCCAGAGCCACGAGCCCGAGUUCGACUACCUGAAGAGUUUAGAGAUCGAGGAGAAGAUCAACAAGAUCAGGUGGCUCCCGCAGAAGAACGCUGCCCAGUUCCUGCUCUCCACCAACGACAAAACUAUAAAGUUGUGGAAGAUUAGUGAGCGAGACAAGCGACCGGAAGGCUACAACCUGAAGGAGGAGGAUGGGCGCUACAGGGACCCCAACACCGUGACCUCCCUGCGGGUGCCCGUGUUCAGACCCAUGGAUCUGAUGGUGGAAGCCAGCCCUCGGAGGGUGUUUGCCAACGCCCACACCUAUCACAUCAACUCCAUCUCCGUCAACAGCGACCACGAGACGUACCUGUCUGCCGACGACCUGCGCAUCAACCUCUGGCACCAGGAGAUCACCGACCGCAGUUUCAACAUUGUGGACAUCAAGCCAGCCAACAUGGAGGAGCUGACAGAGGUGAUUACCUCAGCAGAGUUCCACCCCCACCAGUGCAACACCUUCGUCUACAGCAGCAGCAAGGGCACCAUCCGCCUGUGCGACAUGAGGGCAUCCGCCCUCUGCGACAAGCACUCCAAACUGUUUGAGGAGCCAGAAGACCCCAGCAACAGGUCCUUCUUCUCAGAGAUCAUCUCCUCCAUCUCCGACGUCAAGUUCAGCCACAACGGCCGCUACAUGAUGACCAGGGACUACCUGUCUGUGAAGAUCUGGGACCUGAACAUGGAGAGCCGGCCAGUGGAGACUUACCAGGUUCACGAGUACCUCAGGAGCAAGCUGUGCUCGCUGUACGAGAACGACUGCAUCUUCGACAAGUUUGAAUGCUGCUGGAACGGUAACGACAGCGUGGUGAUGACCGGCUCCUACAACAACUUCUUCCGGAUGUUUGACCGCGCCCAGCGGCGGGACGUGACGCUGGAGGCGUCGCGGGAGAGCAGUAAGCCCCGGCAGGUGCUCAAGCCCCGCAAGGUGUGCGCCGGCGGCAAGCGCAAGAAGGACGAGAUCAGCGUGGACAGCCUGGACUUCAACAAGAAGAUCCUGCACACCGCCUGGCAUCCCCAGGACAACAUCAUCGCCGUGGCCACCACCAACAACCUCUACAUAUUCCAGGACAAAGUGAACUAGUGGCGGGUGACGUGUGUCCCUGUCCCUGUCUUCCCCCCCCCCCCCCCCAAGCCAGACAUUCACCACCACCACCACUGCCCCCCCCCCCCCCCUCCACCUCUUAACGUUAGUCCAGGACGGAGAUUGUCGUUGGACAGAUGGACUUUGCCAUGUCCCCCCCAUGCGUGUUGGGGGGGGGGGAACUGCAACCUCAUUCUUGCUCGCCGUUCUCCUCUGUGUGGCACAGUGACUCUCGCCCCUUGUUAUUGUUAUGGUGAUGAUGUUGUGCCAAUCUGUGUCGGCCAAACCAGCCCAGCCCAGCGACAGCACGGGUAGUUAAACAAGUUCCAUUUCUUUCUCUUGUCAGAACACAACCACACCUUGUUUUUCCUUCGUUUUCUUUUUCGGGGCUGGUGAUUGGCCACGUAGAAGAAAGGGGGGGGGGGGGGGGGGGGGGGGAAGGAAGAAGGAAAGAAAAAGCCCACCCAGAGUUCUGUUUGUCUCUUGCCAUGGUUAUGUUUAUUGUUUAGAUGACUGGACAGCCAAGCUGUUUCCUGUCUGUCGAGAACCAGUGUUCACUUCCUCCCCUUGACCCUCUAACACGCCAUGUGUCUCUUCCAGCUCCACACUCCUGCUGAAAGCACCACACGCACACACACUUUCUCAAACACACAGUCCCCCAGGGGCCCCUCCCUGUCACCAAGCUGUAGCUGCUACUGGUGGUCUGCUGCACCUAGGAGCUCUGACACAUGAACAGAGACCUGUGCUCUCUGGUCCCCCCCCCUACACACACACACACACACGCCCGACCCAGACAGCUGACCCGGACCCGCCCCAGUGAAGACCACUGCCCACAGCUGAGCUUCAUACUCUGGGUAGGCAGGCAGUCCUGCCUGGGUCUUGGGGGAGAGUAAAGUGCCCUGUGUCACCUCUGAAUUAUUUACCUCCUUAUUUUUUUUCUUGUUGUCAAACUAAUAUCCAGGUGUCAAGAGAUGAUGAUUUGAUUGUCAUAUUUAUAAAUGUAACAAAUGUCACCACAGAAUUGUUGGUUGUAAUUAUUUUUUUGAGCUGACUAGACCGUAAGGUGUUUGGAGCGAUCUGAAGUGCCGUCUCCUGGUCUCGAGACGGGCCGCGCUUCCGUCACAGGAGCGAGCUGACGGCCGCUGUCGCUCAUCCAAAGUGCCACGAGGUCUCAUGCACUGGACUCCAUGUUGUGUUGUCAACUGAAAUGCUACAGGGUGUGCUUGUGGCUGGAAAGACUGCAUAUUUUACAGACGCCAAAGUGGCUGGGUUCUCGUAGUUUGUUUAAAUGUGAGCUGAACCCCAUUCCGGUUAUUACUCUAAUGUAAUGAUUCAAUAUAGUCUAGUUCUCUGGUUGAUGUCCACACCCUCGAGAGAAACUGACGGUUUACUAAUCAUAAUGCCUCCAAUAAUGUUUGACGAUGACAAAUACGAUCGGUGUUGUUGUAAUCUUGAAUGAUGGGGACAAGAAUAAAGUAAAUACUUUUUUUA
This is a messenger RNA of Hypomesus transpacificus, 3080 nucleotides long. It is a transcript of the gene ppp2r2ab, whose product is annotated as protein phosphatase 2, regulatory subunit B, alpha b. Gene Ontology annotation, biological process: peptidyl-serine dephosphorylation. The transcript has 10 exons. Gene Ontology annotation, cellular component: protein phosphatase type 2A complex; cytosol. Gene Ontology annotation, molecular function: protein phosphatase regulator activity; protein binding. The record is from RefSeq and is a predicted model, not a curated record. NCBI's taxonomy places the organism in Eukaryota, Metazoa, Chordata, Actinopteri, Osmeriformes, Osmeridae. The coding region runs from base 243 to 1589 and encodes 448 amino acids.